CCCCUUCAGCUCGCACAGAGGCCAUGGCUCAAACACCAGGUAGUCCGGAGAUACCCGGCCAGGCAAGCAAUAUCCCAUGGAGCGAUGUGGGCGAUGCGCCAGAGGCGCUGCAAGCACUGGAGUCGUACAAGAAAAAGUAUCCCUCUAAAGUGAUUGUGCGGUUCAAGGCCGUAGGGAAUGCGCCUAUCAUGAAGACCAACUUCUACAAGAUCACCGCUGCGAACCGGUUUCAGGCUGUCAUUCAGUUCUUGAGGAAGGAGUUGGGGUGGAAGGCUGGGGAUCCGCUGUUCACGUACAUCAACCUUGCGUUCUCGCCUGCACCGGACGAUACAGUAUCGAAUCUCUACAAGGUGCGUCCCUUCUCGGCUCAAGGCGGCUUGUGCUGACGUACGAUGUGCAGUCAUUUGCGACGGAUGGGCAUCUUAUAGUUAACUACAGCACUACCGCGGCUUGGGGCUAGUCCUUAUGAUGGCCUACCUGUCACUUUCUUGGUUCCUUCUUUGUGGACUCGAUGUCGUUACCACCAUGCUUUCACUUGUAUCAG
This is a messenger RNA of Coniophora puteana RWD-64-598 SS2, 544 nucleotides long. RefSeq names its product APG12-domain-containing protein. Gene Ontology annotation, biological process: C-terminal protein lipidation; autophagy of mitochondrion; nucleophagy. Gene Ontology annotation, cellular component: Atg12-Atg5-Atg16 complex; phagophore assembly site membrane; cytoplasm. The record is from RefSeq and is a predicted model, not a curated record. Lineage: Eukaryota; Fungi; Basidiomycota; Agaricomycetes; Boletales; Coniophoraceae. The transcript is spliced from 4 exons. The coding region runs from base 24 to 386 and encodes 120 amino acids.